AUGACAGUAUACAACGAUCGUCCUGAAGGCAUUGCGCUAGGUGUCUAUACAGAGCCCUUCCCAAUUGUCUUGAAGCUACAUAAGCUUGCCGAAGUCGAGGAAGCGGUCACCUUGCAGGCUGUCUUCGAUGAUGAGCAUGCACACCUAGAGGGCCUCUUGGAUACACUACAGAACUCGCGCGAGGUUAGGAACACUAUGAAGAAAUUUGUAGACUUGCGCUACUACGCCGUGGUACGAGGUAAAAAUACUGGUAUCUAUCUUAGAUGGGACGGCCGUGAUGAAGCAGAGGAGCAGAUCCUGGGCUUCCAUUGGCGGAAUCAUAAAUCAUUCUUGGUCCUCGCUGAUGCUCUCGUGUACUAUAUGUGCAAAGGACCUCAUCCAGAGCCAGUGAAGCCGGCAUUAUCGAGUCAGAGAUCGACUGGGCAGAGUACAGCACAGGCGCCGAUGCAAGUUGUGACACCUCGCUCUUCUGCAGCUGCUCAACCGUCGACGGGUCAUUUGGGAGUCAACAUACCCGUAUCCAUGAUGGCAGGCUUAAGGCUGGGCAAGAAUAACCAAGGCACCCCUGCUUUACCUUUGACCCCACCUCGCAGCCCAUUGGUCACUGUCCCCUCCACUCCUGUAAGUCCUUCUCCGGCAUUCCGGUAUGCUGUUAUGCACUCUCCGAUCUCUGUUGCUGUCUCGACAUCCUAUCAUGGCACUUCAACUAGUUCUUCUCGCGUGUCUGUACCUGUGACCAUCCGUUAUAGGCAUGAGCGAUCACUCACUGGAAUAGUCGGAACCAUUUACGAGAGGCGCGCUGACGUACCCCUCAACACCGAGCUUGGUUAUCUCGCAGAUCGAUACCUUCACACCCACGGAUAUGGUGGCAAUGUCGAGGCCAUGCUGGCUAUCAAUCAGGCUUACCUGACCAGCCAAUCGCUCGAGCAGUUCGUCAACUAUCUGGUUGUGAGAGGUAUGGUAGUUGAUGAGGUAGAGUUCCUAUGGGAGGCUGCAACGACUUAUAAUCCGCACUCUCGCAUACAUUCCCCUAUCUCGUGA
Sparassis crispa is the source of this 1041-nucleotide messenger RNA. RefSeq lists its product as hypothetical. NCBI's taxonomy places the organism in Eukaryota, Fungi, Basidiomycota, Agaricomycetes, Polyporales, Sparassidaceae. The record is from RefSeq and is a predicted model, not a curated record. The transcript is spliced from 5 exons. The coding region runs from base 1 to 1041 and encodes 346 amino acids.